UCAGUUACAUCCCAAACCCAAACACAGCGGGUCAGCAGGACACAGCGUCAACACCACCGCUGCGGUACUGAGCGUGAGUCAGCCUGCUAUCAGCUGGCUUUACUACCAGCUAAACUAACUCUACCUCAAAGGGUUAUUUUAUACUUUUCCAAGGUGUGUGUCCCACCCCACGCAUCACCACGGCCCUCACGUGUGUGUUGCGUUGUUUCCCCUGUGAGCCGUCCUGGGCCGGCAGCCCCUUCGUGCAUCGCGCACCAAGCCCGCCUAUGCUCACCAUGACGCGCUCCAAAACCUUUCAGGCCUACCUGCCCACCUGUCACCGCACCUACAGCUGCAUCCACUGCCGGGCACACCUCGCCAACCAUGACGAGCUUAUCUCCAAGUCUUUCCAAGGAAGCCAAGGUAGAGCGUAUCUGUUUAACUCUGUGGUAAAUGUAGGUUGUGGUCCAGCAGAAGAGCGAGUGCUCCUCACCGGCCUGCAUGCGGUAGCAGACAUCUACUGUGAGAACUGCAAAACCACACUGGGGUGGAAAUAUGAGCACGCCUUUGAGACCAGCCAGAAGUACAAGGAGGGGAAGUUUAUCAUCGAGCUGGCCCACAUGAUAAAGGACAAUGGCUGGGAGUGAGGGAUGAAGAUGAGGAGAGAAACAACUUCAUGAAGGAUUUGGGGUAUAAAUGAAGGCAGUUAAAAAGCUGGUUGCUUGGGUAAACAAGUUUGCUGGUUUAA
Trichomycterus rosablanca is the source of this 727-nucleotide messenger RNA. RefSeq names its product yippee-like 2b (gene ypel2b). The transcript is spliced from 5 exons. NCBI's taxonomy places the organism in Eukaryota, Metazoa, Chordata, Actinopteri, Siluriformes, Trichomycteridae. The record is from RefSeq and is a predicted model, not a curated record. The coding region runs from base 267 to 626 and encodes 119 amino acids.